Messenger RNA from Lolium rigidum, 537 nucleotides. Its product is annotated as pectinesterase inhibitor-like. The transcript has a single exon. Gene Ontology annotation, molecular function: pectinesterase inhibitor activity. The record is from RefSeq and is a predicted model, not a curated record. The coding region runs from base 1 to 537 and encodes 178 amino acids. Gene Ontology annotation, biological process: negative regulation of catalytic activity. NCBI's taxonomy places the organism in Eukaryota, Viridiplantae, Streptophyta, Magnoliopsida, Poales, Poaceae.
AUGGCGAGGGCAGCGACGAUGUCCGUGGCUAUGGUUCUCGUCAUGCUUGCCGCCGUGUUCACCGCCCACGCUGACGUUGGCUUCAUCUCCAACACAUGCAAGAAGACCAAAAACCCAUCCCAAUGCGUGGCCGUGCUGAGAGCCGACCCACGGAGCGCCAAGGCAUCCACCGAGCACGACCUCGCCAGCAUCGCGCUGCAGAUCGCCACCGACACCGCCGACCACAACGGCGAGGUCAUCGAGAAAGCGGCCAAGAAUAGCCAGGGCACUCCCGAGGGAGAUGCGCUGCUCGGCGUCUGCUUCGGGGCCUACGGGAAAGCCGCCAGUGACCUUGGCAUCGACGCUCGCCCAUGGUUCGACUCUGGGGACUACACUGGCGCGUGGAAGCUCAUCUCGGGCGCUAAGGAUGCCGGCGAUGUGUGCGAGAAUGCAUUCAAGGGGAUCGGCAAAAGGUCCCCCGUCACCGAUAUCGAUCGCCAGAUGACGGAGCGCUGCGAUGUCGCCUGCGAUCUCGUCCGCCUGCUUAUCCCCAAGUGA